This is a messenger RNA of Aspergillus steynii IBT 23096, 471 nucleotides long. Its product is annotated as MARVEL domain-containing protein. Gene Ontology annotation, cellular component: membrane. The transcript has 3 exons. Lineage: Eukaryota; Fungi; Ascomycota; Eurotiomycetes; Eurotiales; Aspergillaceae. The coding region runs from base 1 to 471 and encodes 156 amino acids. The record is from RefSeq and is a predicted model, not a curated record.
AUGGCUUGGAGCUUCCCCUGGAUCUAUCCCGUUCGGGUCAUCCAGGUCAUCUUCGCCAUCAUUGUUCUCGGGUUGACCGCAUAUAUCAUUAGCCUUUUCCGUGGCAGCGACACCGUCAACUUCAUGCUCUUCAAUGGGAUCUGGACGGCAUUUUUUGCAACGCCCUAUCUCGCCCUUGCCCCGGUGUUCGCUCCGAACCUGGCGCAUCGGUUUGUCAUUCCGGCGGUGGAAGCGAUCACCAUGAUCUUUUGGUUCGCCGGGUUCAUUGCCCUGGGUGCUGCGCUGCCUCCUGCAGAAUAUUGCCACUGGAGCGCUUGUAACUCGGCGCAAGCGGCAACAGUGUUUGGAGCGUUCGAGUGGGCAUUGUUCGUGGCCACGACCGUGACGUCUGUUCUUGGCGCUCUGCGAUCCCGAUCGAACUCUCCUAGUACGAAACCUGCCCCUCAAACUUCUGCUCACGUUGGCGUCUAA